Messenger RNA from Hypanus sabinus (Atlantic stingray), 4110 nucleotides. Its product is annotated as interleukin-15-like. Gene Ontology annotation, molecular function: cytokine activity; cytokine receptor binding. The transcript has 8 exons. The coding region runs from base 278 to 907 and encodes 209 amino acids. The record is from RefSeq and is a predicted model, not a curated record. Gene Ontology annotation, biological process: positive regulation of tyrosine phosphorylation of STAT protein; neutrophil activation; immune response. Gene Ontology annotation, cellular component: extracellular region. NCBI's taxonomy places the organism in Eukaryota, Metazoa, Chordata, Chondrichthyes, Myliobatiformes, Dasyatidae.
AUGACUCCUCCCAACUUUUCAAGUCUGAACUUUCUUUUUCGAAAGUGCGUUGAAUGCAUAUUUAACGACAGGGGGUGCCCGGGUGAUCGCGGAACAUUGUUAUUGUGGUCACCGCUUGCAGCUGAUUCUUUUCGUACACGCGUUUGAGGGGGAGGGAACGGUUUACGGAGUUAAGCUGGAGUUUGCUUGGGCUUCAUCAGUCGACAUUGUCUGGGACCAUGCGCCUCGCCCUGAAACCACCGCACUCACUACCGUGAAGAGGAAGUAAAGCGGACGGAUGAGCACUCUAUUCUGCAUCUUCGUUCUAAGUCUCACUACUCUGUCGCUUAUGCGGUUCACUCUAUUCACACAGAGAAGGCAAGUGAAACGAAUUUAUUUCAACUAUUACCACCACCUUAAUUUGGACUGCCAUAUUUUCACAUUCAUUAACACCGAGACUGGGAUUUCCUUGCUCUUACUAUGCAGCCUUGCCAUGUGUCUUCCAAAAGCAGAUGGUGCCGACUCUCAUAGAGCAAGGAAAGUGAAGAGAUCUGCCGAACUGGAAGAAAUCUUAAAAGUACUGAAAAAUAUUCACAAUCAAGUGGUGAACCUUUCUUGUGAUAAUUUGAAAAUAAAAACUACUUCGGAGGUGUCCGAAUUGAGGUUAUACACACCUGCAGAUGUAACUGAUGACUGUUUGGAAACUGCAUUCAAAUGCUUCAUUUCAGAGUUGUUCGUUGUAGACUAUGAAUACAAACUUGACUGUCCUGAAAUAGCUGCAUUAGGCAUCAUAUUUACAAACGCCAAUGGAUAUAAUAAACGUGCCGAGGGCUGUACGACAUGUGAGGAAUUUCAAGAAAAAAGUGUAAGAGAAUUUCUAAAAGCCUUUGAAGAUCUUGUACAAAGGAAUUUGAAGAAAAAACAGUAACUCUAUUUAGCAUGUAAAUAGUGAAUUGUGAAUAUUAUCUGUAAAUAAUUGUAAAUAGUCAUAAAUAUUGAAUUUUAUAUUUAACUUAAUGUCAAUUUUCUCACUGUACAAAAUUCUAUGUGAAUAUUGCUUAUUUUUAUAAGAAUUAAUCAAUUUUGUUUUCAUUUUAUUCAAUUCACUGUUCAAUUAGGAAUGAAGUUAAUUUGAGCAAUGCAAAGGAACUUUGAAUUAAAUUCUACGUCCAUUUUUAAAAAAAAAACUUUCAUCACAGCUGUGCCAUAUUGAUAUUCUAGCCUGGGUGAAGAGUUAGGUAGCAGUUACUACAAGUCCAGUAUUUUUGUUAUUCAUGUAAUUUAGAAAAGUAUUUUAUAUGCACUUAAUUUUAAAACUGAUGCAAAAUGUUUCAAUGUUAAGUAUACACAGAUCCCAAGAGGAAUGGAUACAGUACAGAAGGAUAAUAUUAAUGACAAUUUACCUGGGUGACUAAUGUAGUAUGAGCCUCUUUUAACACUCUUAGUCCAAAGAGUAACUUUGCUUUUGGUUUAAGUCUUAUUGUGUGGGCAUGUCGUUCAUGUAUUCUGAAAGGGGCACAAUUGGAAGAGCUAAGAUGAUGCCUUUGAUUUAAACAGGUCAAUAAUAAGCAUGAAAGCAUUGGUUUUCAAAUCAUAAUGCUGAUGGAAACCCAUUCAUUUCAAAAGGUCAUAGAUGACAAAGGCAGUUGUUUUAAUUGCUUCAAAUGUAACCAUGAAAUUGAGAAUAAUAUUUUUAUCAUUCUUCAUAAAUAUUUUAUGCUAUGUGUCAUAAUAAAAUUUCUGGAAAUUAUGUUUCAUUGAGAAUUAUUUUACAAGUGUGCUCUUCAGAAAUAAACGUAACUGGGAACAUUUGGAUUAAUCAAAUAUGAUAACUUCUCACAUUCUGUUUUUAAGAUUUACUUAAAAAAGCUUUUUUUUACCCCACCAAAGCAUAAAUGACUCCUGUUUUCUGCCAGUUUUAUGGUAGCUACACUACAUUUUCCACUUUUUGUUUUGAAAGUUGUUCUUUCCACGUCCUUUGUUGCCAUGUCUUGCCUUAACUUGAAUUUUGUGUGUAUGUAAAGAAACGUUCCCUUGAGAGGCCUUCACAAUAAAUGUAAAACUGCAAGAUGUAAGAACCAGCAACAAUUUAUAAAAUUAGCUAAUUAAUGCUUAGUUUAUUUAUAUGUAUAUUUUGCCUGAUUACACUAGUUUAUAUUUGUAAUUGGGCACAUAAAUGAGCAAUAGAAUUAUUAACUCGUGCAGUGUUAACCAGUUACAGUGAUUCUUAAUGCCCAAUGCACUAUACAUUUCAUGCUUGACUGUAUUACACAGAUCAUUUACAGACCUACAUUUUAUUUAAUACAGGAUACAACUGUGUAACUAGAUGAUUUAGGGUUUCGUAGCACGUGAACUCAUUGGACUUUCUCACUAAAUGGCAUUCCUCACGAAGAAUAAGGCAUUGUUUGUCAUUCAUAAUUGAGUCUGUUCAUGCUCCAAUAACUGUUAAUUAUACACAGCAUCUAGAAGCUGUUAAAAUAUGUCCUAGAUAGUGGCAAUAUUCCACAGAAAUAGCCAUUUAUAUAUACAUCUUGAAUGUUUGCAAAGCCAGCUCUUCAGCUUAACCCAACUUGGAAAAUUUAUUGGUGCAAAAUUCAAAUAUAUUGCAGUGAUUUUGUUUUGAUAGAUCUAAGAAAAUGGGUUGAAGUUAUAUAGAUGUAUUUUUUUCCUGGAAAACAUUCACAGCUUUUGUUCCCAGUAGUGUGUUUGAAAGUAUAAUUUUGAUUGGAAAACAUGUUUCAAGUAAAAGUCAUCAUUACUAUUGUCUAAACUAAGUUCAGAGACAUUUAAGACAAAGCACAAUUAUUCUACUGGUGUUUUAAAAACUAAGGAAUACUAUUUAAGUGACUUUCUAAUAAAGUCCAAAAUUAUACCUUUUUUCCCCCACCUGAUUUCAGUAUUGAUGGGAUAUGAGACCACACUUGGAGAACUAUUUAAAAUAAGUAAACUCAAACUGUGAUUGCUUUGGAGUCAGUACAAAGAAGAUUGGCUUCAUUGAUUCCUUGGAAGAAUGUUGUUUUAUGAGAAAAUGUUGAUCAGAUUGAGUCUAUAGUUUUUAUAUUUAAAAAAAUGAAAGGUAAUCCAAACAUAAGAUUCUGAGGCAUGUGCUAAGAAGAUAGAGUGAAAUUGGAGUGACAGACAUGGUUUGGGAAGAGUGAGUCAUCCAUUAAAGACAAAGUUGAGGAGGAAUUCCUUCUCUGAAAGUCAUAAAUAUCUGGAAUGCUCUAUCCUAGGAAAUGGAUGACUUGUACAAAUUUUUAAUCUUUAUGGAACUUGAAGGUUCUGGGAAACACUCAGGAAUGGUCAUAAUAGUGAAAUUUGUACAUACCUGGCAAACAUGGCAGAGGCUGUGGUGGAAGUAGAUAGUUUGAUAGCAAGAGUUUAAGAGCAAUUUAGAUAGACCCAUGAAUAUGCAGGGUACCGAGGGUUAACGGUCAUAUGCAGACCGUAAGAAUUCACUUAAUUUGGCUUCAUGAUUAGCACAGAUGCUGUUGGCCGUGGGUCACCACCAGCUGCUGUACUGAAAUCAGAUGGGCUGUAGUAUUGAAUAACAGCAGGCUGAAGAGGGAUCCUGCUCCUCCUAAUGUCCAAUCUUCACAAAUAGUUCUGAAGGAUAAGGCUGGAGGAGGUACAGAAAGUGGAAAGCAAUCUUGUAUUAAUGCAGAUCCCAUUUUAAAAAGAAGUAGAAGUUUCUGAUGUCAAUUUCAGACAACUUAAAUUUACACCAAGCUUUAGGCGAGAUUAAAUCUGAUGACUGAAAGCCUGGUCAGUGAGGUAGGUUUUACAUUGCAUCUCAAGAGGAGGGAGGGAGAGAUAUGGGUAGCCAGAAGUUGUGGGAUGGCACAGGCUAUGAGUUAGUUAAAAUCCUGGGGCCUCCUUCCCAUGUAGGCUUGCUCUCUAUGUGAAACAGAAAUGCUGCAACACUAAAACAACGUAAAAUCAUCUAUAAUGUCAGCAUUUUGUUAAGCUGCUUUUGUACAGUAAAUCCAGCUUUAAACUGCUGUUAGAAAGUGUGUCCUGUAUGCAUAUGUACGAUAGCAGUAACCUAGUGUUUUGUAUAAGACUAUGGUUGAAAUUCAAUUUAUGAGAUCUACUUUACCUUUCAUGCCAAUAAAACAGUUAAUCAAAGUG